AAGCAAAGAGGGGGGGAAAAGGAAGAGAAAGCUCCCCGUCGAAAUCCAUCCGCAUACUUGGCACCCACCUCAGGCACAAAACAAGGGGAUAAAUCCAAGGGGGGAGACGAGGCGGGGAGAGGGAAAAAAAACCCUACUUAACCGACAGUCUCGCCGGCGGGAGGUAGAAGCGCGGCGCGGCUAGUCGUCCAGGCGGCCUCCACGCGCGCCCGCGGGUGGUUGCGGCGGCGGCGGCGGCGGGGAGCUGGGGGUCGUGGGGGCGGAGUCAGAUGCGCUCGGAAUGGGGAAGCCCGUCGAUGUCGAGCUCGGCGGCGCGGGAGGCCUCGCGAUCGCCGGCGGAGGAGGAGGAGGGGGAGGGUGGGGGUGCGGCUUCGCCGGCGCGGUCGGCCGCUCCGUCUCGUUCCGGUGCGUCUUCGUGCUCGCGCUCGCUGUCGGGGUCCUCGUCCCGGCGCUGUUCCUCCUCCUGCCCUCCCGCCCCAAGGGUUACCUCUCCAGCGACCCCGACGUUCUCGCCGCUGAAAUCCAGGUUGGUUUCACGUUGGAAAAGCCAGUAUCGUUCCUCGCUGCUCACAUGGACAGAAUAGGGAGUGACAUAUUUGAAGAGAUUGGUGUACCUAAUAGCAAGGUUUCCAUUGUUUCGAUGCACUCUUUAGCUUCUAAAUACUCCACGCGUGUGGUUUUUGGUGUUCUUCCUUAUCCAAAAGAUGCUUCAAUAAGUUUGCCGGCCCUUAGUGUACUGAGGUCAUCCUUAAUAGGGAUGAUGCUGAAGCAGCUGAACCUAUCCUUGACACCAUCAAUUUUUGGUUAUCCAUCUUCCAUCGAGUUGUUGGGAUUCCCUGGAGGAAUUACUGUUGUUCCUGCGCAAUCUGGUUCUAUAUGGGCAAGCACAGACCCACUAUUCAACUUUGUGCUGAACAACUCCAUUGGUCAGAUCUUGGGUAAUCUUACAGAGCUAAAAAAUCAAUUGGAAUUUGGAUUGAACUUGAGGUCCUAUGAGAGAAUAUACUUGCAGUUCAGGAAUGAAAUUGGUUCUUCAGUUGAAGCCCCAGCAACUAUUGAGGCAUCGGUGUUAGAUGGGACUAGUAUUCUGUUGCCAUAUAGAUUGAAACAACUAGCUGAGCUAAUCAAAGAACCUGACGCGAGGAACCUUGGGCUUAAUCACUCUGUAUUUGGUAAGGUAAAAGGAGUUCAGCUGUCAUCGUAUCUGCAACACUCAAUCUCAUAUUUAUCUCCUAGUCCAGCUCCUUCACCAUCUCCAUAUCCAUCCCCCUCUCCAUCACCUUCUACAAGUGUACCACCAUCUUUGUCGCCAUCUGGGAGUGUCCCGUACCUUGCACCCCCAACCUCUAGUCCCUCCCCUCGGGCUUCUCCCCCUUUACCAAACCACCCCCCUUGUUUUCCAUGUUCUGACUGUAACCCCUUUCCUCCAGCUGGUAGGCCAAUGUUAAAACCACCCUGCUUUGGUAGUGGCCCUAAGCUGCCUCCAUUUGUGCAUUCACCACAGCCAUCUGCUGUUCCAUCCCCCCCAGUUCAUAAACCAUACCUUCCUCCAGCAUUUCCACCAAUCCCUGGCCGUGUAGAUCCUCCCCAUCCCUUACCAUCCCCCAAUCAUGUACCAAACGCAGUCCCUGGACCAACUUAUCAAAUGAUGCCGAUACCUUCACCCCCAGUGCCUCAUUUUCGACAUUCCAUUCCUCCACGGAAGAAACGAAGUGGCACAACAACCAAGUCUCCUCCAAUUGCUCCAUCUCCGUAUUGUCUGGUGGACAUUUGAUUUAUUUCUCUGCCCCUGGGUAAUUUAUGAGCAAAAUAAAUCUCAUUCGAGUGUAAACUUGCAGCUCUCCUCCAUUCCUGAAGUGAUGGUCAGAUUGCUUCCAAUGUAUCUGCUCCAUUGUUCACAAAUCUAUCCUGAAUAUGAGGUCGAUGUGGUUGCAAUUUUGCUGCUUGGAACUUCCUGAACUGGGAAGAUGCUGCAAAGGCGGGUUCUGUGUUUCAGUAAAUUUUAACUGUAUGGUGAAUUCCGGACCAUCUGAGGCGGAUAUAACUGUAGAUAUAGGUCUAUAUUAUGCUAAUUUACAGGGCUUUAUGUCACGAAGGUGGCUGCCUUACGCCUUUACCAAAUUGUAAGGUCUCACCGAAGGGUUGGGGACUUGUGGUAGAGAAGAAUGUGUACUCUUAAGGUCUCGCCGAAGGGCUGGGGGCUUAUGGUAGAGAAGAAUGUACUCAUGCUCUUACCUGUGACAUAUUCAGCAUACUACAACGCUCAUCUUUGAUGUGGCAUUUCA
Molecule: messenger RNA, 2285 nt
Organism: Triticum urartu
Lineage: Eukaryota; Viridiplantae; Streptophyta; Magnoliopsida; Poales; Poaceae
Source: RefSeq, a predicted model, not a curated record